This is a messenger RNA of Exophiala oligosperma, 1896 nucleotides long. RefSeq lists its product as uncharacterized. The record is from RefSeq and is a predicted model, not a curated record. The transcript is spliced from 2 exons. Bases 1 to 1896 code for a protein of 631 amino acids. Lineage: Eukaryota; Fungi; Ascomycota; Eurotiomycetes; Chaetothyriales; Herpotrichiellaceae.
AUGACCGAGCCAACGGGUCUAUUAGUGGACACCCCUCAAAAUCCGAUCAAAAGCCUCAAGACUUAUGCUGAAGAAGCCAACCUGAAACUGGACUUUGAUCCAGACGCAAUAGUCAAGAAGUAUGAUGAGGAAAGGGGGCGGAGGCUCCGACCAGACAACAUUUCUCAAUACAACACCACACGGAGCUCGGACUAUUUCAAAAGUUUUCUCACCGACCUGUAUGCUCGCCCAGAUUUCAACCGCAACCCCGUCAAGGCCAAGUAUGAAGUUGUCGUCAUUGGCGCCGGCUACACUGGUAUUGGGCUGGUGGCUUCUCUACGUGAGAAAGGUAUAACGGAUGUUUGCGUAAUUGAAAAGGGCGACGGAGUCGGUGGCACAUGGUACUGGAACCGGUACCCAGGCGUGCAAUACGACAUUGAAUCGUACAUCUAUAUGCCUAUGCUAGAGUCUGUCAACUAUUUCCCGAGCUUGAAAUAUGCAUAUGGCUACGAAAUUCGAGCCCAUGCUGAAGCCCUUGCGAAGAAGUACGACGUGUAUUCCAAGACUCUGUUCCAAACAGAAGCCGUCAAAUUAAGUUGGAAUGAUGAGUGCGGCCUCUGGAGAGUGGAAACCAGUCGAGACGACGAUAUUCAGGCGAAGUGGAUUAUCCCUGCUCCAGGACCCUUCCAGCUACCCAAGUUCCCUGGCAUUCCCGGCAUCGAGAGUUUUAAGGGGAAGACCUUCCACAGCUGCCGAUGGGAUUGGAAGUAUUCUGGUGGUACCCCAGAGCAGCCAGAUCUUACAGGCCUCGCCGACAAACGCGUCGGCAUUAUUGGCACGGGUGCCACAGGUGUCCAGCUUGUCCCACGCCUGGCGGAAUGGGCCAAAGAAUUGUACGUGUUCCAACGUACGCCCAGUUCAAUCGAUUACCGCAAUAAUCGGUCCACAGACGAGGAAUGGGCGAGAUCUCUGAAACCUGGGUGGCAAGAGGCAAGACAGGUAAAUUUCACCACUCUCGUCAACGGCGGACACGCUGAAGAAGACCUGGUGAACGACGGCUGGACAGACGUCCUACGCAACCUGCCUGGAUUCCUUGGAGGAGGCGAGAGCAUCGAAGACCCCGGGGCGAUGAAGGCGAAAAUGCAACUGGCCGAUCUGCAAAAGAUGCAAUCUAUACGGAGUAGAGUCGAUGCCUCAGUCAAAGACCCAAAGACCCGAGAAGCACUUAAGCCAUGGUACAACCAGUUCUGCAAGCGCCCGUGCUUCCACGACGAAUACUUGCAAGCUUUCAACAAAGCGAAUGUCCAUCUGAUCGACACUGAAGGGAAAGGAGUCGAGCAGGUGUACGACAAAGGCCUCGUUGCGAACGGCACUAAGUACGAACUCGACUGCGUCAUCUACGCCACGGGUUUUGAGUGGGCUACCGACUUCAGCGCCCGUGCGGGAGCGCAGAUCUACGGUCGAGGAGGUGUAAGCCUUUCGGAGAAGUUCAAGGAUGGCGUCACGACGUUUCACGGCUGGGGAGUGAACGGAUUUCCAAAUAUGGGUCUGGUUUCCAUUCACCAGUCCGGCUCGUCGCCCAAUUGGACUCAUAAUUCAUUCGAAAUGAAUAAGCACAUUGUCCACAUCAUAACCGAAGCUCGGGUCAGUAGCAUAAAAGAGCUAGAGCCGACUCAAGAAGCAGCAGAUGCAUGGGUCGAGGAGUGCAUCAAGGCUGGGGGAGCUCGUAUUGAGUUUCUACGUUCAUGUACUCCCGGAUACUAUGGCGACGAAGGCAAGAUUGACAAUAAGCUAACGAAAUCGCAGCCUUUCUUAGCUGGCGGCUCGACUUUCUUUAGGAUCCUCGACAAUUGGCGCAAGGAGGGGAAGCUGAAAGGCCUUGAUAUCAAGUAUGGACAGUCUUCGGCUACUCCAUAG